ACAUAAAUAGCCGCCGCCAGAUCCCUUCAACGUCAUUCGCAGCAGAAACGUCGAGCCGACUAGAGGUCCUGCCGCUUUUUGGGAGUUCACUCAGUCCGCAAGGAUCAGCGUUAUCAGUUUGUUGUUAAGUUUGCUUCCGUUCUACGUUCACCGUUCUACGUUCCACGUUCCACGUUCUCCGUUCUACGUUCUCCGUUCUGUUCUAUUUUAUUUGUUUGCCAAACGCGUUUAAGUUAUCCACUAUCGAUGCCAUGGCCCAAACACAGACACAAAUGCAAACCCACUCGGAAACCGAGACCCUCAAACACCCGCACAGCAUCGGCAUCCAGCUGCAGCACAAGGGCAUGCCCCACGGCCUCGGUUUGCUGACCACAGUGGCCUCCCUGCCACCCAAGUACCGCAGUCGCUAUCUGAACCUGAAAACCAAGUGCGAAAUUCCACUGGAUCUCACCGUGAAACUACCAUCGCCAGUGCCCAGUUGCGAUGUGCCGGUGGCCACCACAUUCACGGAGGUCUAUAGCGAAAAUGUUCUGCCGAUCCAGCUGGAAAAGCCAAGGGAGGUGCAGGUGCUGGAGCAGGAGGAGCAGAAGCCAGUGCCGAAGCCGGAGCCAGAGCAUGAGGGCGUAAAUCCAGUGAAACCGCCAACACCACCGCAAAGUCCAACUAGCAAACGAAAAUUGAGCUGCGACAAUGAUGACGGCUAUCAGCAACCUGCCAAAAUGUCAAAAAUGGAAGCCUCCGCUCCCGAGAUUGAAGCCACGCCGGCGAAACCCAUCCAGGUGACCGAUUCUGCACCAAAAACCAACAAGGCCACCACCUCCUCCGGCAAACCCUCCCGCAGCAAGGCCACACGUAAGCUGAAAUUUGAUGAGGAAACCAGUUCACCGGUUUCCGGGACAAUUAUCCGACCUCUGGAGGACAUCACCGAUGGCACCAUGCAGUACAGCAACGGUGACAUAGAUCCCAAGUACAAUAUUGUCGAGAUCACGGAGGAAACAAAGGCCGAAUUGGCGGCCAUCAAGAAUGUGAUUGGGGACUAUGUUUGCCGAUUGUGCAAGAUUAAGUUCGAUGAUGCCUUCGGGCUGGCCAGGCACAGGUGUGCCUGCAUCGUGCUCCUCGAGUACAGGUGCCCGGAGUGUGGCAAGCAGUUCAAUUGCCCCGCCAACCUGGCCUCCCAUCGUCGCUGGCACAAGCCGAAAAAAGAGCCCGCCACGUCCUCCAAAAAAGAGAAUCGCAACACCAUCAAUCAACAGCACCAGCAGCAGCAACAACCACAGCAGCAGCAGCAGCCUGACAAAAAGGAUGCCGAAGAAGUGUCCUUUGAUUGUCUGGAGUGUGGCAAGAAAUUCAAGAGGGCUGCCUACCUGAGAAAACACCAACUGACUCACCAGAAAAAGGCGAAACUGGGGGAGAAACCAGUCGAACCACCCAUGGCCACCCCCUCGACGACAACCACAAUAACUGGCAGUUUCCACUUCAAUCAGGCAGGAUCUUCAGGAGUCUCCACGUCCUCCGCCAGCAGCUCCCAUUCGGAUGAGGGUGUCUACGUUGUGGGAGCAGCAUCCAGAAGUAAUUACGACUACGAUAAUGAUUACCUCUCGGACUGCAGCACCUCGACCUCAUCCGCCGGCUACGGACGCCUCCAGAUCGUGGAGCACGGUCUCACCGAGGAGGAGAGCAUUGCUGCCGCCGCUCUGACCAAUUUGCGGAAUUGUGCCUCCGUCAUCCAGCACACCACUAUGGCCCACUAAUAUCGAGUGAGAUUUUAUACCAAAAAUAAUAAUAGUUUUUACUUGGAAGUUUACCGUUAAGUUUAGUUUAGUUAGUUUAGUUAAACCAAAAAUCCCAGUUAACUCUUGGGUAUCUGCAGCUAAACCCGACCAAAGAAUUAGUUUUAUUAAAAGGGUAAUUCAGUUAACCCGUUUUUAAUCUUAGUUAGAUGUAAAGUUUAGUUCUUAAACCGAUUCAGUUUCGUUCGCAAGAUGAGUUCAAUUCUAGUCAGACUCUAAUUUGUAAUCCGUACUUCGGCAAUCAUUCCCAGUAGGUACUUUUAAAUCUAGUCAGUGUCUAGUCUAGUCAAAGAAUCUUGGCACUAGUCAGCUUCAGGAAGAUCUCGAAAACACUUCUAGUCAUUAGGAUUAGUUUAGGAACAGUGGGGAGUGCAAAGAACUCUAGUCAAAAAACCAGCAAAUACCAAAGACUCAUAACUAACUCUCAUAACAUCUAUUUGUCAUAACUAUUUCUCAAACUAACACUUUUCAUAAUCUUUUAUCUGAAACUAACACUCCAUCUUUCUAAAGCUAUUUCUUUUUCUCAUCCUUGACUUUCAUAAAUUAUCAUUAUCAUGCCCUGACACUUUCAUAAUUCAUUAUCCCUCCAUGACUCAUUCAAAUACUCAUCUUUCCCGAUCAUCUUUAUUACAACCAUUCCUCAAGCUCAUCUUUCAUCCUCCACACAUAUCACAUUUCCACCCCAAUUUCCUACUAACAUUACCAGUGUAAUUCUAGUCAAAAGUUCUUGCAUUCCUUCUAGUCACUUUAGAUCUAUUUAGGUUCUUACGAAUAUAUAUCUAUUUACGCGUAUAUCAUUCUUCAAUUUCGGAUACAGCUUUAUUUCUAUUUAGGUUGCAUACCGACACCAAAAUUCAGGCGAAUCUGUGCAGUAAUAGUUUUUAAGUUCAAACCAAAAACCAAAAAGCAAAACCAAAUUCCAAAUUCUAAGUUUAUAUUUAAUAAUAGAAGACCAAACCCAGUGUGUUUGUGAACCAAAGUCGAGUGUGAACUCUAGUCAUUUUUAGAAUCUUAAGGCGAGGGAUGAAGUAACUCCCCUCGGAAUUAAUUUCACUUAAAGUUCAGUUUAGUUUAGUUUAGGAUAGAAACGGACAUUGGACCAGCGUCACACUACCAGUCAAAGUAUUUAACAGUACAACCUAGCUAUAGAGGCCCCAGGCAUCAGAACCGGCGGUUGUGUACUUAAAGCAAUAUAUAGUAAGCCGAUAUCACAGCGCUAUCGUUCCUUAGCAUGUGAGUUUGUAUCAUAAACACGAAUAUCUUGGUUGUAACCGCAGAGUACAACGAAAUGGGAAACUUUCGCUCAAUCUAGAAAUUAAUUAAAAUUAAGCUAUAUCAUAUUUAUUUAUACAUAAGACCAUAUCGGUUGAGAUUCGAUUGUGAUACUAACUACUAAGCCUAAAGUUUACAAGGAUCGUUGUGCUCAAGAGUGCAUUAACAAUAAGAAAAGACAGAUUUCUGUACCAAUUAUUUUUAUACGUAAUUUACACUUAAAGAUAAACAUAUUUUUAUACAAAAAAACAAUGAAAAAUUGCAUCUUUUGGAAAGCCCCAUAAAAAUUGUAAAUUAUGAAAACACUUGAAUAAAAACGGAAAACUGAA
Molecule: messenger RNA, 3391 nt
Organism: Drosophila ananassae
Lineage: Eukaryota; Metazoa; Arthropoda; Insecta; Diptera; Drosophilidae
Gene: nerfin-1
Product: insulinoma-associated protein 1b
Exons: 1
Coding region: 252-1751 (499 amino acids)
Biological process (GO): negative regulation of transcription by RNA polymerase II; neuron differentiation; regulation of cell cycle process
Cellular component (GO): transcription repressor complex; nucleus
Molecular function (GO): DNA-binding transcription repressor activity, RNA polymerase II-specific; RNA polymerase II cis-regulatory region sequence-specific DNA binding
Source: RefSeq, a predicted model, not a curated record